AAGAAUGGUCAAAUACUACCAGUCAAUGGUUGAUAACCUUCUCUCUCCCUUUAAACUCUCUAUAUUAUUCAAAGCGAGUAUACGUUUCUCUCUCUUGUUGUAUAGCUUCAGAGUUUUGAAGAGGUGCUGAUUGCUGAAUUUUUUUUUGAGGUCGCCUGGUGGGCUUGUUUUGUUUGAUCACCAAACUUUUCAUUUCUUCUUCUUUUCCGUCUCCGAGUACUUUGUCGUUCCUAGUUUGGUGGAGCCUGUAGAGAGAAAUGGCACAACGUUCGCAUGUACCACAGUUUGGAAAUUGGGAGAGUGAGGAGAAUGUUCCUUACACAAUGUAUUUUGACAAGGCCCGGAAGGGUAGAACUGGGGGGAAGAUGAUCAAUCCUAAUGAUCCUCAAGAAAACCCGGACAUACUUUCUAGUUUUGAAGCUCCAGAUCCAGCUCCUCCCAAAAUCAUGGCUGAACCUGAGAUACAAAGAGGACAGGGAGCAGUUAGAACCGAGCAACGGAGGAGCAGAGAAGAUAGCGAACAUAAACAAUACAGGGACUCUCCUGCACGUCAUGAUGAUAUGAGCCGCAAAUCUUCGAGUGAAUCGAAUCAUCAACGUCAAGGAGGGCGUGUAGUAAGUUCUGGUGAAGCUUACAAGAGGCCUGUGAGAAACAGUGCUGGGUCAGAGAACAGCUUUGACCGGUCGCCUCUGCAUAACCAGGCAAGAAACACAGGGAGAGGUAGUGGGGAUCCAUCCUCUCCUGCAUGGGAAGGGAAGAAUCUGUAUAAAAAUAGCCAUGGUACACCUGGAAGAUCCAGAAUGAAGCCAGCUACUAGAGGCGAUGAAAGUCCUGAUGCAGGUGCUGCAGUUCCAAAAUUUGGGGAUUGGGAUGAGAAUAACCCCGCAUCAGCUGAUGGCUAUACUCAUAUCUUUAACCGAGUGCGACAGGAAAGGAAUAAUGGGCCAAGAGCUCCGGGCAUGGCAAGUCCCUCUCCAUACAACAAUGUUCACAGGCAAAGUUCCAGUGACAGUGUGAAGAGUUGUUGCUUUCCUUGGGGCAAGAAAUGAAGUUAUUCAAAUUAAUUGAUGAUGAUGAGGUUGGUGAGAGUGAGACUUGUAAAUACUUUGAAAACUCUCUGCAAAGAGAGUAACUUCAUUUAAGUGAAUUGCUGUCUCUCUAAUGGUAAUGGUAUGAUUUAUGUGAUAAUAAACCAAUAGGCUUUUGAUCAGAAAUGUCUUCUUCUGUUUUGUUCA
Molecule: messenger RNA, 1235 nt
Organism: Pistacia vera
Lineage: Eukaryota; Viridiplantae; Streptophyta; Magnoliopsida; Sapindales; Anacardiaceae
Product: RPM1-interacting protein 4-like
Exons: 4
Coding region: 258-1049 (263 amino acids)
Source: RefSeq, a predicted model, not a curated record